Notechis scutatus (mainland tiger snake) is the source of this 787-nucleotide messenger RNA. The record is from RefSeq and is a predicted model, not a curated record. NCBI's taxonomy places the organism in Eukaryota, Metazoa, Chordata, Lepidosauria, Squamata, Elapidae.
CAGAGACAUGGGGAGCCCAGCGAGAAAGAACGAGGGCGGCAGAGGCGCAGCUCGGGGGGCGCGGAGGUCGUGAAAGGCAGCUGAAUUGUGUUAGGUGUACUCUACCUGGGCCAUGUCCUCUAUAUUGCCCUUCACCCCACCGGUUGUGAAGAGACUCUUAGGGUGGAAGAAAUCUGCUGGUGGCUCAGGCGGUGCUGGUGGAGGUGAGCAGAAUGGGCAGGAAGAAAAGUGGUGCGAAAAAGCAGUGAAAAGUUUGGUCAAGAAGCUCAAGAAGACGGGACAACUGGAUGAGCUUGAAAAAGCAAUCACUACCCAGAACUGCAAUACAAAAUGUGUCACAAUACCAAGCACUUGCUCUGAAAUUUGGGGACUGAGUACACCAAAUACGAUAGAUCAGUGGGAUACCACAGGCCUAUACAGCUUCUCUGAACAAACCAGGUCUCUUGAUGGCCGCCUCCAAGUGUCCCAUCGUAAAGGAUUGCCUCAUGUCAUUUACUGUCGCUUGUGGCGCUGGCCUGACCUUCACAGCCAUCAUGAACUUAAGGCCAUUGAAAACUGUGAAUAUGCUUUUAAUCUUAAAAAGGAUGAAGUGUGUGUAAAUCCUUACCAUUACCAGAGAGUGGAGACUCCAGUUCUGCCUCCUGUUCUGGUACCACGACACACUGAGAUUCUGACUGAACUUCCUCCUCUUGAUGACUACACUCAUUCCAUUCCUGAAAACACUAAUUUUCCAGCAGGAAUUGAACCACAAAGCAAUUACAUACCAGGUAUUUUUGAAAGAAUCUAA